Messenger RNA from Suillus bovinus, 1797 nucleotides. RefSeq lists its product as uncharacterized. NCBI's taxonomy places the organism in Eukaryota, Fungi, Basidiomycota, Agaricomycetes, Boletales, Suillaceae. The transcript is spliced from 9 exons. The record is from RefSeq and is a predicted model, not a curated record. The coding region runs from base 1 to 1797 and encodes 598 amino acids.
AUGCCUGGAGCCUCGUGGACGACUCACGAACAGACUGUUUGGUUGAAGUCUAAGAUGGAUGGCUUCUGCUUGAGUCAGCUGCAGGGUUCUGUCUCUGCAUACUUGAACCAGUUGUGCUUAGAAUGGUUUGUGAAAUGGCCAGAAGUUGGCAUCCAUUUCAAAGAUAGCACAACUGGGAUACCUCUUACUGAGGCUGAAUUAACGAGUGAUCAAAUAAAAGAAUUAGGUAAACUCGUUAAGCAGCACAAGGGACAACUGCGCUCUUACUGUUAUCGAGGAGCAUCUUCUGCUGGUAGGGCAUGCCACACCCAAUUCACCAAGACCAUCACCAAACAUGUGGACCUACCACUGGAACAUUUCUUACAAAUGGACUACAAGGAAGACUCCUCGAUCAAAGAAGAAGUCAUGGCCCAAGUGGAGAAUGAAGCCAGCAAGGUGAUGGCAGCCUGCGGCGAAGCCUAUGUGAUGCAGAUGAAGGAGCAGGCGAAGGCCAAAUGUUUGGGUGGGGUAGCCAGGCAACUACUAGAGACAAUAUUUGAGACAACUGGUUGGCACGGGAGCAUAUACCUAGGUGGCCCGGAUCCAUGUGCAAAUGGGGACGUUCAUGUUUUCAGUUUUCACCAUGGGAAGGGGAGCACUGGGUUCACCUUCUGUGACUCACUUCCCGACCACACCAAACAGAUCGUUGAACCAUUCACCAUGUUUCUGAAGGGCACAUUUGCUACUAGCACUACAUCUGCACCACCUGAAGUAUUGGAGCACAUCGACGUUCUCAGUGGGGUCGACAUGUUCAAUCCCACUCCUCUUACGUUCAAUCCCAUCCCUCCAACAACUUCUGACUCUGUGCCCAUCAUGGAAGGUGGAGGUGUAUCCAUACACCCCACUGAAAACGAGCUUCAUACAAUGAUUCAUCCAACUUCCCAUGGCCCACAUGAGUAUACAUUCCCCAACAGUUCCUUCGAUUCUGGGUUCUAUGAGUCUCUCAACCCUUACCUUAGUUUACCUGAGCCUGAACCUGACACGGAGUCCGGCCUUCCAAUACUCCCUCCCUUCCUUUCUCAGAAUAGCCCAGACACGCCCAUUACUGCAUGGGAGAAGGACUUAGAUGCUGGUAGGAUUACCAGCUUUCUCCACCUCAUCUUAGCACCACCUUUUCCUUCUGGCCACGGCAAGACAAUACCCCGUGUGCGUCCUGUCACUUUGGGUAAAGCUAAGGCCCCUUCUAUCUAUGAUCACCUCUGCGAUUCAACAUCAAUAUCUCCCCAUGCACCUCUGGCAGUCCUGGUAUCGACAGUUCCUAUGGUUCCGGCUGUGCCUGUGCCUGCAACUCGCAUGUCUGCAUCUCCCACCCCACCUCCGUCUGCUUCUGCUACUCUUACAGCUAACACAUCUGCACCUCCUGCCACACCUGCAGCGUCUCCAUUUGCUUCUGCUUCUCCUGCAACUCACGGGUCUGCAACUCCUGCCACACCUGCAGCAGAUGUGCCUUUGUUUGCCUAUCCUCCUACCUCACCUACAGCAGUCGCGCCUGUAGCAGAUGUAUCUCUGUCUGCUUCUCCUCCUACAACCACGAUUGAUUUGGCACCAAAGGCCCCCAUGUCUAACAUGUCCAUGAGCAUCAAAAUGUGCCCUGCCAGCACCACUGUGGACCAGACGACGAAGGAGGUGCAACCAUUCAAUGAUGUACUCAAUCAGUCGUUCCGUCACGGCAGUCAAAUGCGCCUCCCAUCAACCCGUCUGACAGAUGCUAACAAGAUUGGCAGCACUUCAAAGAGAUCUCGCAAGUCCGUUGCAUGA